AUGUCUUUGCACACUACAGAAUUAGACAACAUCUUGCCUUUGGUUACCAGGGGUAAAGUCAGAGAUAUCUACCAAGUGGAUGAAAACACUUUAUUGUUUGUAGCUACAGACAGAAUCUCUGCUUAUGAUGUGAUAAUGGAUAAUGCUGUUCCUGAGAAGGGGAAGCUCUUGACCAAGUUGUCUGAAUUCUGGUUCGAGUUUUUGUCGCAGACUAUACCUAACCAUCUUAUCCUAUCUAAGAACGAUGACGAAAGUUUGUUUGCUAAAUUGCCAGCUCAAUUGUCUGAAGCAAAGUAUAAAUUGCAAUUGUCAGGUAGAUCGUUGUUGGUGAGAAAGUUGAAGUUGAUUCCACUAGAAGUGAUUGUCAGAGGUUACAUAACGGGCUCUGCUUGGAAGGAGUACAAGAAGACUCAGACUGUUCAUGGUUUGUCAGUUGAAGCUGGCUUGUUGGAAUCACAAGAAUUUGCAACUCCAAUUUUCACUCCAUCGACCAAAGCUGAUCAAGGUGAACAUGAUGAAAACAUUUCCCCAGAAAAGGCUGCUGAGAUUGUUGGCCAAGAAUUGUGUGAUAAAUUAGCCAAAGCUGCUAUCGAAUUGUACACGAAGGCUAAGGAGUACGCAAAGACUAGAGGCAUCAUCAUAGCUGAUACCAAGUUCGAAUUCGGUUUGGAUACUGACCACAAUUUGGUUUUGGUUGAUGAAGUUUUGACUCCAGAUUCUUCCAGAUUCUGGAAUGCUUCUGCCUACAAAUUAGGCAAAUCUCAAGAAUCUUAUGACAAGCAAUUUUUGAGAGACUGGUUAACUUCGAACGGCAUUGCUGGCAAGGACGGAGUUAAGAUGGACGAAGAUAUUGUCGCAAGGACCAGAGCCAAGUACAUCGAAGCAUACGAAGCUAUCACUGGCGACAAAUGGACCUCUUAA
Messenger RNA from Scheffersomyces stipitis CBS 6054, 921 nucleotides. RefSeq names its product phosphoribosylaminoimidazolesuccinocarboxamide synthase (gene ADE1). Bases 1 to 921 code for a protein of 306 amino acids. Gene Ontology annotation, molecular function: phosphoribosylaminoimidazolesuccinocarboxamide synthase activity. The transcript has a single exon. The record is from RefSeq and is a predicted model, not a curated record. Lineage: Eukaryota; Fungi; Ascomycota; Pichiomycetes; Serinales; Debaryomycetaceae. Gene Ontology annotation, biological process: 'de novo' IMP biosynthetic process. Gene Ontology annotation, cellular component: cytoplasm.